Molecule: messenger RNA, 1217 nt
Organism: Sinocyclocheilus anshuiensis
Lineage: Eukaryota; Metazoa; Chordata; Actinopteri; Cypriniformes; Cyprinidae
Product: transcription factor HES-5-like
Exons: 4
Coding region: 195-872 (225 amino acids)
Molecular function (GO): protein dimerization activity
Source: RefSeq, a predicted model, not a curated record
GGGCCGCGUCGCCCAUCGAGUGUGGGGCUGGCUUCUCCCAGGAUUUCCCACACCCGUGACUCUGGCUCCCAUUUCAGAUCCGACAUUAAGGAAGUGUGCCGUGCUAAAUCAUCCAUUAGCUGCAGGUCUCUCCAGUGGGGAAUGUGUGAGAGCUCUGGUCAGUGUCUGCUUCUCACACUUCAGCCCCAUUCAGCAUGCCGCCCCACCCUGCUGCCGCUGAUCCAGCACGCUUCAUUAUUCCUGCUCUCAAUAGACCAUCUGGUCCUCUGCUUGUGCACACAAAGCUUCCCGCUCUCCCACACGCACCUCAAAGCCGCAGCCGCGUUCUGAUUGGCUCAAAAGUGUGGGAAACCGAAGACGCGCCGGAUCAGGGCGUAUAUAACGGGGCCCUGCAGCAGAAGACACACACUCGAGUAAGUGACAGCAAACAAACUGCAGUCAGAAUGGCUCCUACUGUCUGCAAACUGACUCACACUGGAAAGGAAAAAACUAAAACGAGGAAACCAGAGGUGGAAAAGAUGCGCAGAGAUCGUAUUAACAGAUGCAUCGAGCAGCUUAAAGUUCUUCUGAAAGCCGAGAUAAAAGCCAGCCAGCCCUGUUCUAAACUAGAGAAGGCUGAUGUCCUGGAAAUGGCUGUCAUUUACCUGAAGAGCAACGCCUGUCCGAGCGCGCAUGCGCAGAGCUACGCGCACGGUUUCUCCAGGUGUAUAGAGGAGACGGCGCGAUUCAUGGCGCAACAGAUCGCCAAGCCAGUUGUAAUGGGACAGUGCGACACAACCCAGCGAGCCGAAGUGAGCGCGGAAUCUGCUGGUGACAGCUGUCAGAUCGCGUCAAAGAGCAGCGGACAGCAUGCGCUCUGGAGGCCCUGGUGAUCUUCACGAAGACAUACAGAGAAUAGACGGUUUCUCUAAACAGAAAAACACUUGGUUUUUAUAAAACGUCGAUGUAGACAGUAGCUGUCACGACGCAGAGAAUGUACCAGUCUACCCCAUACCUGAGUCUGAGAGCGCCUAUCUAUUGCGUUACUUCACCUGUGUGGAGAUGAACUUUAUUUACAUAUUGUAAAGAUGAGGAAUACAUCACCUCAUUAUGUUUCCGUUGAAAAUGAUCUUUUUAAUGAGGUCUGUAACCUUUAGAGGUGUUAAAUCCGUCAUACUGAUGGAAUGUGUAACAGUGUCUCAUCAUGUUGAGUUCAGAAAAAAAAUAAACUAAAAUUA